Molecule: messenger RNA, 1353 nt
Organism: Emericellopsis cladophorae
Lineage: Eukaryota; Fungi; Ascomycota; Sordariomycetes; Hypocreales; Bionectriaceae
Exons: 6
Coding region: 1-1353 (450 amino acids)
Biological process (GO): protein dephosphorylation
Molecular function (GO): cation binding; protein serine/threonine phosphatase activity
Source: RefSeq, a predicted model, not a curated record
AUGGGUCAGACCCUGUCGGAGCCCGUCGUCGAAAAGACUUCGGCAAAGGGCGAAGAUGGCAAGCUCAUUUGGGGCGUGUCAGCCAUGCAGGGCUGGCGCAUCAGCAUGGAGGACGCUCAUACCGCAGAGCUCGACAUCGGGCCUGUCGUCCUCAAGGACGACCAAAAGGACAACAACAACGACCGACUCUCCUUCUUUGGCGUGUUCGACGGGCACGGCGGCGACAAAGUAGCCUUAUUUACAGGCGAGAGCAUGCACAAAAUCAUAUCGAAGCAGGACACGUUUAAGAAGGGCGACUAUGCUCAAGGCCUCAAGGACGGUUUCUUGGCAACCGACCGGGCCAUCCUAAACGACCCCAAAUACGAAGAAGAAGUUUCUGGCUGCACCGCUUGUGUGGCCUUGGUGGCUGGCAAGAAGGUCUAUGUUGCCAACGCUGGUGACUCUCGAGGUGUCCUCGGCAUCAAGGGCCGCGCCAAGCCCUUGUCGCAAGACCACAAGCCUCAACUGGAGACUGAGAAGAACCGCAUCACCGCCGCGGGUGGCUUCGUCGACUUUGGUCGUGUGAAUGGCAACCUCGCCCUGUCGCGCGCCAUUGGUGAUUUUGAGUUCAAGAAGAGCGCCGAGCUUUCUCCUGAGAACCAGAUCGUCACCGCAUACCCCGAUAUCGAGUCACACGACCUGACUGACGAGGAUGAGUUCUUGGUCCUCGCGUGCGACGGUAUUUGGGAUUGCCAGUCUUCCCAGGCUGUCGUCGAAUUUGUCAGGAGAGGCAUCGCCGCGAAGCAGGAUCUCGAGAAGAUCUGCGAGAACAUGAUGGACAAUUGUCUCGCCUCCAACUCCGAGACUGGCGGCGUCGGGUGCGACAACAUGACCAUGAUCAUUAUCGGCUUCUUGAACGGCAAGACAAGGGAAGAGUGGUACGACGAGAUCGCCAAGAGGGUCGCCAACGGCGACGGACCCUGCGCACCGCCCGAAUACGCGGAGUUCCGUGGUCCUGGUGUUCACCACAACUACGAAGACAGCGACAGCGGUUACGAGGUGGAUGCGGAUAAUAAGGGCAAGAGCUUUGGUGUCGGUGGGUACAAGGGUCGCAUCAUCUUCCUCGGAGACGGGACUGAGGUUCUUACCGAUUCAGAUGAUACAGAAAUGUUCGAUAACGCCGACGAGGACAAGGACCUCGCCAGCCAAGUCGCCAAGAGCUCCUCCUCCAACAACACCAGCGAGACGACCGCCGUCACCGCCAAGGACACCGAGUCCACCGACGUCACCAAGACCGAGUCAUCAGCGGACAGCACCGCCGCAGACGCGAAGAAGACCGACGCCACAACCACAGACGAGAGUAAGAAGGACUAG